This is a messenger RNA of Colletotrichum graminicola M1.001, 1137 nucleotides long. RefSeq names its product dimethyladenosine transferase. Gene Ontology annotation, cellular component: mitochondrial matrix. Gene Ontology annotation, molecular function: rRNA (adenine-N6,N6-)-dimethyltransferase activity. Gene Ontology annotation, biological process: rRNA methylation. The coding region runs from base 1 to 1137 and encodes 378 amino acids. The transcript is spliced from 10 exons. Lineage: Eukaryota; Fungi; Ascomycota; Sordariomycetes; Glomerellales; Glomerellaceae. The record is from RefSeq and is a predicted model, not a curated record.
AUGGGAAAAGCCAAAGCCCCAAAGCGGAAUGCCGCCUCCUCAUCGUCGGGUCCUUACUCUCGACCCUCCCAAAAGACCAACAACGUGUUCAAGUUCAACACAAAUGUCGGUCAGCAUAUUUUGAAGAACCCCGGCGUGGCGGACGCGAUCGUACAUAAAGCCGAGCUCAAGCCCACGGAUACUGUUCUGGAAAUUGGUCCCGGGACUGGCAACCUGACGGUGCGGAUAUUGGAAAAGUCAAAGAAGCUUAUAGCAAUCGAGUUUGACCCCCGAAUGGCAGCCGAAGUCACAAAGCGUGUGCAAGGAACCCCCGAACAGCGAAAGCUCGAAGUUAUGCUUGGAGACGCCAUCAAGGUGGAUUGGGUUCCUUUCGAUGUGCUCAUUUCGAACACUCCUUAUCAGAUUUCCUCGCCCCUUGUGUUCAAGAUGCUCGCCAUGCCAAAGCCGCCGCGGCAAGCGAUUCUCAUGUUCCAGCUCGAAUUCGGCCAACGACUUGUGGCCAAACCCGGAGACAAGCUCUACGGCAGAUUGAGUGUCAACGCUAACUUCUGGGCUACGUGCUCCAACGUGAUGAAGGUUUCCAAGGCCAACUUUAGACCACCGCCACAAGUCGAUUCUUGCGUUGUACGUAUUGUGCCGAAGCAGGGCGCCGAGCGUCCUACCAUCGCCUUCGAAGAAUUUGACGGCCUUCUUCGCAUUUGCUUCAACCGCAAGAACAGAACUAUGAGAGCGAGCUGGCUUGGCACAAAGGAAGUCCUUCAAAUGCUCGAGAAGAACUACCGCACAUGGGCAGCUAUGAACAACGUGCCGCUUGAUGACACCCUUGUCGAAGACGAUGAAGACGAGGCUAUGGAGAUGGACGACGACGCGGACGCUGGCGCAGACGAUGACGAUGUUGAGCCCAUGGUUGACGACACGCCCGAGUUUUUCAAGGAGCUCGGUGCCGCCGCCAGCAAGGCGCCCGAGAAGACCAAGAGCAAGCGCAAGAAGACAAAGGUUGCCGCGCUUGUGCGGAGCAAGAUUGAACGCGCGCUUGAGAGCACUGGCCUGCUGGAGAAGCGCGCACGCUUGUGUGACGAGACGGACUUUUUGAAGCUGCUGUCCGCCCUCAACUCGGAGGGCAUUCACUUUGCUUAA